AUGCUCGCUAUUCCGUUGCAAUUUUGCAACGGAAUUAUUCCCUUGCAAAUUUUCCUUGCAAUAGGAGUGUUUUCUUGUAGUGAGUACCUCGGAGUAUUCAACAAGACAACCAACGGUAACACCUCGAACAACAUAAUAGCUAUCGAGUUAGAUAUAAAUAAAGAUGAAGAGUUCGGAGAUAUCGAUGACAACCAUGUUGGGAUCAACAUCAACGGCUUGAGGUCUGUUGUCUCUGCUCCUGCUGGUUACUAUGAUGAUAACGAUGGAAAGUUUCACAACCUUUCUUUAGUCAGCGGAAAGGUUAUGCGGCUUUCAAUCGUUUAUAGCCAACCUGAUAAACAGCUCAAUGUAACCUUAAGCCCUGCCGAGUUCUCCGACACGCCACUGGAACCGCUUCUGUCUUUAAAACAAGAUCUCUCACCUUACAUUUUGGAGGAGAUGUAUCUUGGCUUCACGGCAUCAACUGGUUCGGUCGGAGCAAUCCACUAUAUGUUGAACUCGGUCUCUGGUCCUGAAGUGGACUAUCCAUCGUUUGAUAUAAGUGUAGUCCCCACCCUUCCUCCAUAUCCAAAGAAAGUGACUGAUAAAACAAGGAUUAUAUUAGCGGUUUGUUUAAUAUUAGCCGUGACCAUUGCGUUUGUAACUUCUUUGAUUGGCUUCCUCUUCUAUAUGAGGCAUAAGAAGGUCAAAGAGGUUCUUGAAGAAUGGGAAAUUCAGUAUGGACCUCACAGGUUUGCGUACAAGGAGCUUUACAAUGCGACAAAGGGUUUUAAGGAGAAACAAGUUCUUGGAAGUGGAGGUUUUGGUCAAGUCUAUAAAGGAACACUCCCGGGUUCCGACGCAGAGAUUGCUGUGAAACGGACUUCUCAAGGUUCAAGCCAAGGAAAGAGCGAGUUUAUAGCCGAGAUAUCGACCAUUGGUCGUCUAAGACAUCCGAACUUAGUCAGGCUUUUGGGAUAUUGUAGACACAAAGAGGAUCUUUUCUUGGUUUAUGACUGA
Raphanus sativus (radish) is the source of this 999-nucleotide messenger RNA. RefSeq names its product L-type lectin-domain containing receptor kinase V.5-like. Lineage: Eukaryota; Viridiplantae; Streptophyta; Magnoliopsida; Brassicales; Brassicaceae. Gene Ontology annotation, molecular function: ATP binding; carbohydrate binding; protein kinase activity. The coding region runs from base 1 to 999 and encodes 332 amino acids. Gene Ontology annotation, biological process: protein phosphorylation. Gene Ontology annotation, cellular component: plasma membrane. The transcript has a single exon. The record is from RefSeq and is a predicted model, not a curated record.